Molecule: messenger RNA, 1429 nt
Organism: Chrysoperla carnea
Lineage: Eukaryota; Metazoa; Arthropoda; Insecta; Neuroptera; Chrysopidae
Product: lachesin-like
Exons: 9
Coding region: 27-1415 (462 amino acids)
Cellular component (GO): neuron projection
Source: RefSeq, a predicted model, not a curated record
AACUAUUUUAGUUAUAUUUUACAAAAAUGUUGUUGACCAAUUACAACAGUGGUGGAGUAUGGUCAGUGCGGUCAAUUCUUGUGCGACGUCGUGCAACGGAUAAUACCAUCAGAAUAUUACCAACACAACGGGAUACACAUCGUAAUCACAUGUGUCUUCUUGUUAUCUACAUGGUCACAAUUGUUAGUCAAGUGAUGACAGAUGAUCCACGAUUUGCUGAACCAAUUCCUAACGUGACAGUGGCACUGGGACGUGAUGCGAAUUUGCCGUGUGUGGUGGAGAAUUUAGGCUCGUAUAAAGUAGCAUGGAUUCAUAUAGACCGUCAAAUGAUAUUAACAAUUCACCGGCAUGUAAUAUCACGUGUGCCACGAUUUAGUGUGUCACACGACAAUGCUAAAACAUGGCUAUUACAUGUAAGCAGUGUACAACAAGAGGAUCGAGGCUACUAUAUGUGCCAAGUGAACACCAAUCCCAUGAUCAGCCAAGUUGGUUACUUACAAGUUGUUGUACCGCCGAAUAUAAUUGACUCGGACAGUACACAAUCUACGGUGGCUAUAAGGGAGAAUCAAAACAUCACACUCACAUGCCGGGCGGAUGGUUUUCCAACGCCAAAAAUAAUGUGGCGUCGUGAAGAUGGUCAAGGCAUCACUGUCGAACGGCGAAAGAAAGUUCAUGUCUACGAUGGUGAAUUAUUAAAUUUGACACGUAUAAGUCGAACAGAAAUGGGUGCAUAUUUAUGUAUUGCAACGAAUGGUGUGCCGCCAUCUGUUAGUAAACGUAUUAUUGUCGACGUCGAAUUUUCACCGAUGAUCUGGGUACCAAAUCAAUUAGUUGGAGCCCCAGCUGGUACUGAUGUCGCUAUCGAUUGCCAUACUGAGGCAUAUCCACGAGCAAUCAGCUAUUGGGUUUACGAUAAUGUCAUGAUUCUACCAACAAAGAAAUAUGGAACAGAAAUUACUGAAAAUAGCUAUCGAACACACAUGAAAUUAAUUGUACGUAACAUUCAGGCUGGUGAUUUUGGUAACUAUCGAUGUGUGUCGAAAAAUUCACUUGGUGAAACAGAAGGAUCGAUUCGACUUUAUGAAAUUCCAAUGCCAUCUACACCACCAAGACUCACGGAUAAAAAAGACGGAAUACAAUCGACAAAAAAUAUGCUCUCGGAAGAUAUGUUGCCAGCAACAUCCUCAAGUGGAACGAAUAUUGCAGGAUCUGGUUCAAAUGGUAAUCAAAAUACAAUGAUUAGUAGCAGUGGAUCUGUCGAUUCUGGAUCAAAUUCAUUAGAUACACAAAUUGAUAUAUAUCCAAAUCAAAUUGACGAGAGUAAUUCUGGUACAUCGACAACAAUUCGAAGAUACUCCAAAGUGGUAAUAAUGUUUACAUCAACAAUUGUAUGUUUUGUCUCGUCAAUUAAUUAAGAAAGAAUCCUGUG